CUAGCUAGGUUAAACGCGCGUCAUGUCGUGUGGCGUAGCUAACUGGCUAAAUAAAAAUGCAUUGGCAUCCAUAGCAAGCUAAUGUCAAAUCGCUAUAACACUUAGUCGUGUAUUUAGACUACCCUACGUUACAUAUAAUUACGAUAGUUUAGUACGUAAAAUAAUUUAAAUCACCUUUAGUUGGCUCUACUCAUUGAGGUACGGAGUUAUGACUGCCUAAUACGAUGGCCUGCAACAUCUAGAAUUUGGUAGCUAUGUAUUUACUUGUAUGCAGUUUAUAAAAUAGCUAUUUGGAGUUUGUAGCUUGCAAUUGUCUGGGGUUGAGAUCGUCUCAUUUCAACGUAGUUUCCUGCGAAGUUUCUCCCGUAUUCAGUCGAUUUUACCGAAGCGAGUUGUCAAGUUUAAACCAGAAGAGGUUCGAAGAAGCUAUGUUUGUGAAUGGAAAAGUGGAACCAUCGGAACUGCCGCCACCGCAGAAUGUCCGGAUUGAGUCGAAGAAUCUGCAUAAUGAGCUCCAUUGGUCCGCGGUGAACGAGACGUUCCCUGUGGAAUACGCAGUUCAGUUUUACUUUCAUGAAAACUUCGGCUGGCGUGAUGUUCCGUCCUGUUCGCCGACCAGUGCCGUGUACUGUGACUUCAGCUCUGUGGGCAGUCCCUCUGUAAAUUUAACUCUGAGGGUCCGAGCGCGGAGCGGGAACCAGACCUCCGCCUGGAGCAAGUCCGAACCGUUCCUCCCCCAUGAACAGACUCGCUUGGGGCCCCCGGAGGUCACGCUGUUCCCAGGGGUCCACAGCAACUCCCUGCGGGUGCAGAUGAGCAUUGCCCAUCCCAAACUCAAGGAAGAGUAUGGGGUAUCUCUGAAAUACAGGGUCGUCUACUGGGAGCAGACCAGCGUUACUCAUGAGGUGUAUCUCAAAACGUCGAACUCCAGCAUAACACUGAAAUCCCUGAAGCUUGGAAGAAACUACUGUGUGCAAGUGCAGUAUACCGUGCCGUAUGCCACGCGGUUGAGAGUGGGUGAUCUGAGCACUCCCGUCUGUACCAGCGUUCCAGACGACAAAGAGAUUUCUAGAAGGACCGAAGCCAUCGUGGCAGCGGUGUGCGUGGUCCUCUUUGGGGCGCUGAUAUGCGUGUGUCUCUUGGCCAUUCUCAAAAACUACGACUUCCUGAAAAGGGCCCUGCAGCCGGCCAUUGGCCCGCCUGACCAUCUUCACGCGUUCUUGAAGGAGGAAUUUAAUCAACUGCCCAAUUCCAAUGUUACCACUCCUGAUCCGGAGGAAUCGGUGACCUAUGUCCAUGAAGAUGAGGAAAAGGACCUCCUCGGUUGUCUUUAUCCUGUUCCCCCUUCCCACGCUGCCCCGGGAAACAGCCUGUCAGACCCGCGUCCCCGACAGCUCUGACCAGGCUAAGAUGCAGCCAACUUGCAGUUGGACCGGGGUUCGAUUCCCGGUCCUACCAAAAAGGCAAGUUUGCCUCUUGUGGAGCGGCCUAAUUGGCUCACCGCUCCAGAGAGAGGGGCUUGGCAAGGCUACGGAGCCCACGCCCACGCACUGUCACAUGGGCAUGUAGAGGCGGGUACCCGUUCCAUAAACCAACCAUUCACUCGUGUGGAUUUAGCGAUGUCUCACAGCUUUCCGACACUCCCAGAAACCUUAGCAUCCCCGUUAUUGGCACUGGCGCGAUUCAUCCACAGGGUACCUGUGGGGCCUGGACCUGCUGCCAGCUGCACUCUGGAGUCUCUCUAACUACCAGUGUCUUUUACACUACGGCUAAUGAGCUCUUAUUGUUCUUAUUCUUGUCUAAUUCUUAUUGGUAGUUUAUGAUAUUUCUACCGGGUCAUAAUGUAUUUUUCUUUUCUUUUUGUUGUCAUACUGUAUGUUGGAGACUAUACAAGUAUUCUAGCUGUAUUCUUGCUGUCUUCUAGGCUCGAGUAGGAGAGUUUCCCUAUAAAAAUGUAGCUUUUAAUUCUACCAUAGCCUCUUGUAGCACAGUGCUGGAGAGGAUUUCUCUUACCUCGGACAUAUUUCCUCCACUAAAGCUAAUGCAGUUUUUUUUUUUUAAAACAGCAGAAAAGAAAGAGUUUGUGCGUUAUGUCAUGACUCUUAGAACUGUUUUGAGGGGGAAAAAACAUCAUACAUAUACACUAGACUUUUGUAAAUAUGUUCUGUCAUCUAAGUUUUUUUUUUAAUGAAGCAUCACUAGAGAGUCUCUGUGGGAGUAUGUCUUUCUUGUACUGUUCAGUUGUGCCUUGCAUUACUAUGUGUGCUCUGAGGCAUUUCAACUUUGUUCAGACUUCAGGAGAUUGCACAAUAAACACUACACUUCAUGGAAAGGUUGCCUAACUUCCUCAUCUGCUGUCCUGGCACUAUUUCACUUGAAUUGUUCUUGUCAGUCCCACAGACUGUUAGGCAAUUACAUCUAUGAUAAUGUCAAACACGAAUGCGGUCAAACAUUUUGUCACUGUUUCAAAGGAAAUUGAUAUUAAACAAACUUGGCACACA
This is a messenger RNA of Conger conger (European conger), 2501 nucleotides long. RefSeq names its product interferon alpha/beta receptor 1-like. The record is from RefSeq and is a predicted model, not a curated record. Bases 429 to 1400 code for a protein of 323 amino acids. Gene Ontology annotation, molecular function: protein binding. The transcript is spliced from 7 exons. NCBI's taxonomy places the organism in Eukaryota, Metazoa, Chordata, Actinopteri, Anguilliformes, Congridae.